This is a messenger RNA of Penicillium odoratum, 4068 nucleotides long. RefSeq lists its product as uncharacterized. Gene Ontology annotation, biological process: carbohydrate metabolic process. The transcript has 3 exons. Gene Ontology annotation, molecular function: UDP-glycosyltransferase activity; hexosyltransferase activity. The record is from RefSeq and is a predicted model, not a curated record. NCBI's taxonomy places the organism in Eukaryota, Fungi, Ascomycota, Eurotiomycetes, Eurotiales, Aspergillaceae. Bases 1 to 4068 code for a protein of 1355 amino acids.
AUGGGACCUUCAAUAGAUGACGCCAAACGGCGGGGAGAUCAAAGAAUGAGUGCCAGCAUGAGAGUUCCUUCCGUACAUCGUCCAUUUCCCGAUCGGCUUCCCGAGCGCUUCAAGGACGAAGCAGAUGCCCAAGUAGAUUUCACAGCCCCGCCACAAGGUAUGAGCUCGCGAGAUGGCAAUAUGCAUUACAUGCAGCAGUCAUUGUUUUCCAUGAUCGCCGCCGUGGGGUCUCGAUCCGACUUUCGUGCUCGAUUUGAUGAUUCGAGUGACGAUGAACCGGACGAGAAACGAAAAGAAGAUCGGUCGCACGUUGCAAAUAGAGAUUCAUCAUUACAUCACAACAUUAGCGGGACUCCCGCUUUAAACUCACCAGAUGAAACUGACGAACGAGGCCGUCGCCACCGCAGAACAAUAUCGGAGAACAAAGCGGUGCGGAAGCUACCUUCCUUGACUUCAAAGGAUGAAGAGAAGGAGAUGUCGACGCCCAGCGGGUCGGUACUCAUGCUACCGCUGAGGCAAACCCGCAGUGUAACGCCACGGGCAGCCCCCGUUCUUUCACGGAUGGUACAGGCACAGAAUCGAUUCGACACCGCAUCGGUGCCUGAGAAUCCUCCGUCGAGGCCGGAAACCCCAAGCGAGGAGCGACCGCAAACCUCAGGCUCUGCCCUCUCUUCGCGACUAAUGGAGAUGUUUGGAUUUGAACGAACGGAAAAGGUCUUGGUCGAAUACGCUUGUGCAUUGCUGCAGAGUAUGCUUCUUCAAGGGUACAUGUAUGUGACGGAAGGGCAUAUCUGCUUCUAUGCGUACCUGCCGAAGAAAUCUACCGUGGCUAUCAAAUCAGGCUACUUGUCGAAGCGCGGUCGGAAAAAUCCCAAGUACAACCGUUACUGGUUUGUUCUGAGAGGUGAUGUUCUGUCAUACUUCGUCGAUCCUUCAAACCUGUACUUCCCCAGUGGCCAUGUGGACCUUCGCUAUGGGAUCUCCGCUUCUCUCGCAGAGCCUAAGAUCCAAGGCGCCGAGGUGAAAGACUUCCAAGUCAGCACCGACCAGCGUACCUUUCACUUUCGCGCAGAUAGUGCUACAAGCGCAAAGGAGUGGGUUAAGGCACUUCAGAAAGUCAUCUUCAGGUCUCACAACGAGGGAGAUAGUGUCAAAGUCUCAUUUCCCAUCAAGAAUGUGAUUGACCUGGAGGAGAGUCCCAUGGCCGAAUUCGCCGAGACUUUCAAAAUCCGAGUCGUAGACAGUAAUGAGGAUUUCGCCAUUGACGAAUAUUUUUUCUCUUUCUUCAACUCAGGCCAGGAGGCCUUUGAUUAUUUAAAGAGUCUAGUGAGCUCAUCUCCUACAAGAAAUCCAUCAGAAGAGUCGCGGGAUGCCAAGUCUGGGAGGGUUGGACCCGAUGCAACAGUCACAGAUCUCAGGGGAUUGUCAGAUAGCCAGAUUCUUAAGCAAGAUCAGUUGUCACGCGCCCCGAGUCCAAGUAUCGGCAACGAACAUCAAGGCUCUGGCGAUUCGUUUGCUCAUUCGGCGGACCAGGGAACAGAUUCAUCGCAUGUCGUACAUUCAAUGACAGAAACGACCGAGUCCGCGAGUCAAAUUCUUAACCGGAGUGAUGUUUUCCAAUCACCAACGAUGCGGUCCCUACCAAGACGCUCAUCUGACACUGGUGAUCUUUUCCAGCGGCGAUCUGAUGAUACGGCUCGCUCUACAUCUGCGCGAUUGGGCCCAGCGCAUCGAGAUACAUUAAACACACCAAGUCGGUUGACACAACGCCCACCAGCGAAUGUUCCCCUGAAUGACCUUGUCAAGGCCGGAGCGUAUCCACUUCAACGUGCUGCCGGCUUUGCAGAGUAUCUGAAAAGCAGAUCUCGGCAGAUGAGUAGCUUGCUAGCAGCUGAAUCCAUGGGCUAUAUCGAGAAGGUAUCUGGCAUGUGGAUUGGUGGACAGAGGCAUUAUGGCGAAACCGAAGGCGUGAUACCAAGGGACCAAACCAUCGACCCUGAAGAGGAGCAAGCCAAUGCUAGUCAUGGCGACCGGUUCCGUGCUCAUUUCGCCCUCCCAGCUACCGAGCGACUGCAAGCAACUUACUAUGCCUAUCUGCAUCGAAUGCUCCCACUAUACGGCAAGAUCUAUGUCAGUGAGAGAAAACUUUGCUUUCGCAGUUUGAUCCCCGGCACUCGCACCAAGAUGAUUUUGCCUCUGAAAGACGUUGAGAACGUGGAGAAAGAGAACGGGUUUCGAUUUGGCUACCACGGACUAGUUGUCAUAAUCCGCGGCCACGAAGAGCUCUUCUUUGAAUUCAAUACCUCCGAUGCGAGGGAUGACUGCGCAGUCACACUCCACCAAAAUCUGGAGUCUGUUAAGUUCCUCAUGGAGUCAGGCCUACUGGCAGAGGAGGAGCGCAAGGAAGUCGAGGCAGCAAAGGCCGAGCACCAAAUGCUACAGGAGGCUCGAAUUGACAACCCUGAGGAACAUGAAUCACAUCCGACGCUCCAUGAGGGCUCAUCUGAGAUACACCCAUUCUUUGACGACCCUCGUGCUUCCAUCAUCAACUUUAAGCCUCCCGAGCCCCUAAAGAUCACUUGUCUGACCAUUGGAUCCCGGGGUGAUGUACAGCCCUACAUCGCCUUGUGUAAGGGGCUUCUUGCUGAAGGCCACAAGCCAAAGAUUGCGACACAUGCUGAAUUUGAGCCAUGGAUCCGGAAGCACGGAAUCGACUUUGCUCCCGUUGAUGGUGACCCUGCAGAGCUGAUGCGGAUCUGCGUGGAGAAUGGCAUGUUCACGUAUUCUUUCCUGCGGGAGGCGUCUUCGAAAUUCCGAGGCUGGAUUGAUGAUUUAUUAUCGUCUGCUUGGUCCAGCUGCCAAGGCAGUGACCUUCUUAUCGAAUCGCCGAGUGCAAUGGCCGGAAUUCAUAUUGCGGAGGCUCUCAGAAUUCCAUACUUCCGUGGAUUUACCAUGCCCUGGUCAAGAACUCGUGCAUACCCACAUGCAUUUGCGGUUCCGGAGAAUCGCAUGGGAGGUUACUACAAUCACCUCACAUACGUUAUGUUUGACAAUAUAUUUUGGAAGGCAAUCGCCGGCCAGGUCAAUCGUUGGCGGAACAAAGAGCUUGGGCUCAAAGCCACCAACUUGGACCGCAUGCAGCAAAAUAAAGUUCCAUUCCUAUACAACUUUUCGCCUUCGGUGGUGCCACCGCCUCUUGAUUUUCCAGAUUGGAUUCGAAUCACGGGCUACUGGUUCCUGAAAGAGGGUUCGGAUUGGACUCCUCCAGCAGGGCUUACAGACUUCAUUAAUCGUGCCCGUGCUGACGGGAAGAAGCUUGUGUACAUUGGAUUUGGGUCUAUUGUAGUCUCUGACCCUGCUGCCUUGACUCGGACUGUCAUCGAAUCAGUGCAGAAAGCGGACGUGCGAUGCAUUCUUUCAAAGGGGUGGUCAGAUCGACUGGGUGACCCUUCUAGUGCCAAAAUUGAAAUCCCCCUGCCCCCAGAGAUCCAUCAGAUCCAAUCUGCACCUCACGAUUGGCUUUUUUCGCAGAUUGAUGCUGCAGCCCAUCAUGGCGGUGCAGGAACUACAGGUGCGAGCCUUAGAGCAGGUGUACCAACCAUCAUCAAACCUUUUUUUGGUGACCAGUUCUUCUUUGGCUCCCGGGUCGAGGACCUCGGGGUGGGGAUCUGCAUGAAGAAGCUCAACGUCAGUGUUUUCUCACGAGCUAUCUGGGAGGCCACACAUAGUGAGCGGAUGAUUGUCAAGGCUCGUAAUUUGGGUAUCCAGAUCCGUAACGAGGAUGGAGUGACCACUGCCAUCCAGUCUCUUUAUCGUGAUCUUGAAUACGCCAAGACCCUUGCGAAGCAGCGCUCCAAUGCCUCAGCCACUCCAUUCUCCCCCACUCCGUCUGCCCAAGCCUCACCGGAUAAUGCCGAUAAUGACAUAGACGACAUAGAGGAGUGGACAUUUGUUGGCGAUGAUAAUGACAUGGACCUCUCAAAGCGAGUACGUGAUCGGGCAGCCUCGGCCGCAUCAGCUGUUUCGGAUGUCGAUAGAAUGGCAUCCAGCAUGUUUCUCCCCUCAUGA